GUGUUUGCGUGCGCGUGUGCGGAUGAUUCAGCAGCUCGUGCAGCGGCGGCAGCAGUCAGUCAGUCACAGCAGCUCCAGCCGGCGGAACCGGGACCUCCUUUAGAACCGGGACCAGCGGCUCUGACGGUGAUAUUACCCGCUGACUGUCCGCCCCUGUGGAGCCUCCAGAGGACCGGGAGACCCCGUAGAGUGUUCGGGAGUGUUUGGAGCCCACAGGCCGGAGAGCAGCAGCGAAAACACCGCAGCAGGACCACCGCCGUGUCGGAGCUCUUUCUCCUUCUCCCCGUGGAUUUUACCCGUCUCUGUUUGGACUCUUAUCUCCCUGUGUGGUUCCUCAGACUCUCUCUGUUUGGAUCUAACCGAACCUCGAACCUCCAGCUGCUUCAUUCAUCCACCUCCUCAAACACACGAACAUUUCCGCAUUUGGACCGUCUGAUGCUCCGUCUCCCCGGCAGGUGAGUUUCAGCCUCAGACCCUCCGGUUACAUAACAGCGAUAAAAACACACAUUUAAUAAUCUAAUCUAUAAUCCAGGGUUACCUGUCAGAUGAAACUGAAACAGACACACCUGAGAAACAGCUGCUUUAAUAACCAUUAACGUAUUAAAGGUGAACAGAGUUUAUUACAGCAGGGGGAGCCUGUUAAAACGAUAACUACCUUUAUAAUCAUUAAUGUAUCUGUAUUAAAGUCUGAGCCGUUUCAUAAACCCAUCUCUGUCUGUUUAAAUACAGUUAUUAAGAGAAAAACAAAUACAGUUGUUAAAGAGAUCUAAGUGAAAUGACACACAGUCAGUAUUUAUAAGAUACAACCGUAUGCAAACAAGAUACAAACACUAUAAUAAUAAAAUGGUUCAUUCAGAUAUUUCAGGUGUGUUUGACCUCUAUUUUAAAGUCUCAUAUGCUCAAAGGUAGUGAAGAGCUUUGCUAAAAUAUUAGACAUUUGACUUAUUUUCUACUUUACAAUAAUAUUUUAUGAUAAAACCUGAACUUAAACUACAAAUAAAUGAUUCUAUGAAUGCCAAAGAAGCUGCAAAUGUCCUAAAGUCUAUAAUUAAGUCUUAAAUUUUAGGUCCAAACUUCUAAAAACCCUAAAGGUUAUUAAAGUGAACUGAACAUGUGAACACGUCCUGAAUUUGAAAACCUUUGAGACUAAAUUAUUUUGAUUGAUUUUGUUCAUAUAACUUUAAACUUUAUGACUUUAAAACAAACUUGAAACAAACCUUUUUAGUCUUUCUUUUAACUAAAUUUUACAUCAUUACACUUUCAGUGUUUUAGCAUUUAUCUCUUUAUUGUUUUAAUGACAGAAUCGUCUUUUAUUGAGCUAUUUUAAUGCUCUUAUUUUAGUGUCUUUUACUGUUGUUUUUAUUUCAUUUUAUUUACUAUUUCUUAAAUUUCAUUCAGUGUUUCUUUGUUUUUAGAUUUUAAACCUCCAGGGUUUCCUUAUCUUGAGUUUUAAGAUGAUGUUUCCUCAGUGUUUCCGAGAAAUCAAACCCUUUUAAGUUCAUGUAUUUUAAUUCUGUUUCUGUUGCGGUUAGAUUUUGGGCUGAGGUAGAUUUGUGAUUUCUUUGUUUCUUUUAUCCCCUUGUCCGUGUAAAACACUUUAUGCUACAUCGUUUUUGUAAGAAAAGUGCUAUUGAAGUAAGGACUGAUUGAUGAUUGAUUGAUUGAUAUCAGGCACAGCAAGUGUAGGUCUUCUUUGGCACUAACAUGAGGUUCGUCGUGGUUUUAUCUGGUUUCAGUUGUCGGACAUAAAGACACUUAAGUGUUUUCUUCUGGUCUGAACUUGGACAGAAAGAGAAACUCUGUUUGUUUUAGAGUCCGAGUCCAUCUGGGGAAUCCCAACAAUGCUAAUGACCGUCUCAGCGUACGGACCGUCCACAUUUCUUACGUAUUUAACUCCAAUAAUCUCAUUCUUAAAUUCCACUCGUACUUUCCAGUAAUCCCAGUUUGACCUCUGACCACUGCAGACUGUGUCCAAUAAGAGCCCGCUCUAACAGAACCUGUUAUUUGGGUUGUAGUCUGGGACUUGGGUCUGAUCGGGUUGUUUUGUUUUGGUCUUUCCAUGUCACUGUGGUUUCUGAGCAGGUCAGUGUAGACGGUUAAUCGAAGUUUUGAGUUUUUUUUAAUCCUAAAAUUUUUACAGGAAUGUGUUUUACUUUUUUAGUUUUAGUUUUUAUUUAUUUCACCGGUUAUUAUCAGUCUUGUGAACUUCUUAAUACCCGUCUCGGUCUGAAGGUCCAACAUCAGUGUCUUCUUCUCCAGUUUUUACCUCUUUGUUGAAAACUCUUUGUCCUCUGGAUGUCCUGGUUUCCAGGUUUUCUGCCUCUUCUGGGUUCCUCUGCCUCUCGUUGCGCCUCCUUUGGUUCUGUUUAUUCUGGUUCCGGCUGUAGAAGCAGCAGAACAGAAGCUGGAUCCUUGGGGAACCUGCUGACGCUGUGACUGAUCCUUGUUUCGGUCCAUUAUCGUCUGGCAGAGGUCCAGGUGUUUCUUCCAUCUGUCUCUUUCUUUCUAAUGUUUCCGCCCCGCUGCCCUCUCUCUCUCUCUCUCUCUCUCUCUCUCUCUCUCUCUCUCCCUCUGCCGGGUGAUUAUUCAUCCUUCAGAUCUGUCCUUCAGCAGAGAGCAGAUAAAGUCAGCGAUGGAGAAACAACUUCACUUACUCGUCCUGUUCAGUUUAAUAUUCCUCCUUUUGAUAUGAGUAAUGUGCAUCCAGGAAGUAGACCGUACCCAGCCCCAGACUUUAAAAAUGCUGGGUUUUCAUAACCUGUUGCUUCUGUCACUCAGUUCGUUUACAGUCACAGUUAAAUCAGACUAAGCUCAUAAUUCGUUUUUUUCCUCUGAAUCCGACUUCUCUCCUUGUCCGCAAACAAACUCUGUGCCUGUCAGGAAAACACAAAUGUUGACUCCUAAAUUCACCGUCAUCUAUUUUUGUCGACAGCAUCAACAUAUCUUUGCAGCAACGCUUUAAAAAGUGGAAAAAGUUCAUAAAACUGUGUUCAUUAAAUCUAUAUUUUUGAGCCCCUGCAAACUUUAGUGAAGUCGUGAACAGCUGCUUCCUCCAGGUAAAUAAAUCUGCAUGCUAACGCUUCAUUAGAGUAUCAGGAACUCUUCGUCGUUUCUUCAGGGGUAAAGAGGAUGAUGAAGAUGAAGACGCAGAGGGGAGCGAAGUUUGGCUCCAGCUGAUUAAAGAUGAAUUUCUCCAGAUUGUCUCAGGAAACAAAAACACCUCGGCUGAAACAGGAAGUUCACUUUAUUCUGUUCGGUUUCCUACACAGUCAUAAACUGCUGGCGGCUCUUUUCUCCCAAACUGAAUUAUGCACAUUUACCUCCAACAAAGCUGAAUAUUUGAAGACUUGUUCAUGUCCCUGAGGACCUCGUGUCUCUGUCCGGCACUUGAGGACGAGUGUGGAGGUCACAGGGACGUGAAAUAUUAAAGAGAGAGGCUCUGACGUGACUCCGGGCCUCAUUAAUCUCUGAGCUUUAUUGGUGAGGAGAAGAAUCGUCAGCUAAUGAGUGGAGGCUCUCUCUCUCUCUGCUGACUGUCCGCUUUGACGACAUAAAAUUACUGACCUCUCUCUCUCUCUCUGUCUCUCUCUCCGUCUCUCUCUCUGCUGAUUCUCUCUUUCCUCUCUGGAGCUGACUCUGUUUACCGUCUCUGUAUGACUCUUUGUUUGCUCUCUCUCUCUCUCUCUUUGUCUUCUCGCUGAGGUGAGAGUGGGCUCGAGCAGCUCAGUGUUUGGGUGGAAUUUCAUUUAUUUACUUUCAAGGAAAAAAGGAAAGAUCUGCUAAUCUUGUUUGAAUACAUUUCUGCUCGGCAAAGAGGCUUAAGAGCUCGGACUCUCGUUGUUUCUUGGGUUUGAUGCAGAUCUCGUUUUAAGUUUUCUGUGUUUAACAACAAAAAUGUAACCGAGACGAUGGAUCGAACUGAGCUAACAGAAAUCCUGACUCUGCACAGGAAGAGUUGAUUUGUUGAAGGGUCUGACAGUCCGAUAAACUCCACAGCAGGGCCGAUCACUCCUCUGGACAGUUCAAAAGCUGCAGUUCCCUCAGUGUCCACUAGAGGCUGGCUCUUAAAGUGCAGGACUGCCCAUUCACACCCAUGACAAAGUGACUGAUUUUUACAGGUAGCACGUUUCUGCAGAUCUUGAUGCUGCAGAUUCAGGACUGCAGAUCUAAGACCCCCCAGUUAGUGCUUUGGAUCACCAAGGACCGCAUUUUAGUCGAAUAAGAAUCAAAAAUCCAAACGUUAGCUUCUACACUAAUCUCAAAUAUAACUGUCGGAAAUACACAAGGGUGCCAGAGAGGAGGUCCCAGGAUUGUGGUCUUGAAACUGCAGCAUCUUGGUAGGACUUAAAGGGCCUUUCACACCGGGAACAUUUUUGUCGUGCGAUUAUUUCGGACGUCACUAUUUCUUUCAAACCCGUAUCCUGUCAAUACAAGCGUUCACAUCAGCGAUGUUUUCCCGUCCUGCGAUAUUGCGGCAUUUAUCUUCUCGUAUCAUGGCCGAAUUUUCUAAUGUUGCGCAGACUGUGUGUCCACUUCUGACCAAUCAGAUUUCGUGUUGUUGCGACAUCUGAUUCACCGGUAUAUCCAACAUGGCCGACCGGCAAUGAAUUCUUCUUCUUCAGUGUCUUGAGUUAAACAGCUGUGCGGUUUCGGCAUCAAGCGCGCCCGGAUCCCUCUCGUCAUUAUCCGAGUCAGUCUCGUUGCUGUUCCCGGUACUUUGAUGAUUCCAGCUCAGACGACGGUUACCGUAAUGCUAUGAAUAUCCACUGAGCGGAGCAGCUUUGUUGCUAACCGAAAUUGUACUUACACAUUUCAACAGAUUUUUGAAUGUAUUGUACCACAUAAAACCGGAUUAUAAGGCGCAUCGUCAAUUUUUGAGAAAGUUUAAGGAUUUUAAGUAGAGCUGCAGCUAUAGAAAGUUUUAGUAAUCGAGUAUUCUACUGAAUAUUCUAUCGAUUACUCAAGUAAUUGGACCCAAACGGCAGACUAGCAUAGUUAGAUUUCCUAUAACCCCACAAUGAAGGCCAGACUUAGAGAAAUAGAGGGCAGUCGUGGAACAAGUGUGUGCUUUAGCGGAUUGAAAUGCUUGUAAGAAAGCUAAUUAUGAUAUUAACUUUCAUCAUGUCCCUAAAGACAUUAGUGUCCGAGAGCUGAAUAACUCUGAUGUUACCUGAUUCUGCUACGACACCAGCGAUGUUAGGCUACAAGCUAACGUAAAGAGGAGUGUACAGAGUCGCUAGGUUGGCAACACUGAAAGAAAAGCCCGUCUCAUCGUUUAUUUUUUCUGCUCCGCAAAACCUAAACAGCGCUAACUCCUCCUCCUGCCGUGGUGACGUAAGUGCGUUGUGUCACCUUCAAGAGAAUCCGUGUGAAACAGCGACGAUUUGAGCUGAGAAAUGAGAACUGGAGGCAGAGAAAAUUCCUCGAUCAUUAUUUGUAAUCGAGGUAUUCGAGGUAUUCGAGGAAUCGCUUCAGCCCUAAUUUUAAGUGCGCCUUAUAGUCCGAAAAAUACGGUAGAUUAUUAUUCAAAGUUUCACGUUUUCUACUUUAUUUCUUAUUUUCCAAAGUUUCUCCUCAUAGUUCACUCCCUCCUCUCUUCUCAUCAGUCUGCUCUGAAAGAUAAUUGAUGUUUUCUGUCUCUCUCUCUCUCUCUCUCUCUCUCUCUCUCUCUCUCUCUCUGGUGGUUUUUUUUGGUGGCAGGAAGUGUUGGGUGAAUCUUCCCAUCUCUCCGACUCUGGGCGGUGACUGUCUGAAGUGUUUCCUCUGUCUGAUCUAAUCAUCUCAGCCCAGGAUGCUUUUACUCAAACACUUAGCGGUGGGAGAGGUUUUUUCGAGAAGAUUACUGCAGAGGUAGUUUAGUUUUUCGGUCGCCCUGCAAGACAAAAAAGAGGGGAAACAGUUCGUGUUUGUCUCUGUGUGCAUGUUUGAGGAUUUUCAUGGUGUUUCACUCUCUCUCUGUCUCUCCAGGCUGAAGUUUUCAGGAUUAUCAGGAGGGAGUUAGCCUGUCAGGAGUUUAGCGCAGAGCUGCAGAGAGAGAAAGAGCUGCUUUGUGGCAGAUUAAUGAUGGUGGUGGAGGGGAGAGAGUGGAGGUACACAGCUCUCUGCACAACAGGGAUGUUGUCUGUGCCAAGUUGCUAUGAAACCAGAGGGACAGAGAGGGGGAGGGAGAGAGAGAGAGAGAGAGAGGGCCCCCCAACAUGUGCAGCCUUCAGGUCCUCCUCAUGAGGAGGAAUUCAGAGGAAACGGUUUCUGAAGAAGCUAAAAAUACGAGGUUGGAGGUUUGUAAAGGCUCUGCUGCAGGGACGAUAAACCACCAGAUAACAGUUUUUCUGAAGCUUCUCUGUAAGCAGCUGUUUACAGUGAAGCUGAGACUGACCGGGUACUAAAUCAGACUGAGUCCACCCUGUUGUUACGGACGUGGACGCUCAGACCGGUCUGAGACUCACAGGGUUUCCUAACCCUGAGGUACAUGUCAGCUCAGCCUUUAUGUAACUAUUUAAAGUGAAACUGAGACCCUCCAGGAAUAGAUCCGAUGGUGAACCAGGACCUGAGCGGGCCAGUGGGUUCAGACUUGACUUUGCACAGGUAGAUCUGGUCUGUGUCGGUCUGUGGAGCCUCAGAUCGGAUUUUAACACGAUCCCACAUGACACCGUUAAUAUAGUUUACAGUUUCUCAGGAACUAAACCGUGUAUCUCUACGGGAUAAAAAGUGUUCAAAAGUUUACCCUUUUGGCGAUCUUUUGGCGAUCUAUCGAGGGUUUCAGGACAUUUCUACACCUGCCACAAGGUUUACAAUCCAGCCACAAAAACAGGUGUUUGAUCAGAGACGUUUGAUGGUAAAUCUGCAGUGAUAUACGGUGAAAACAUGAUUAUUGAUCCCAAUAUUUCUUCUCCUGAUAGCCAAGACCUGAGAGAAUGAUGUGCAGGUGAGGAAAGACUCGGUGACUGUAGAUUUAUUUUUAGAUUUAUCACUUUCUGUUUUUGUUUUUUGGUCGACUUUGAUGGUUCUGAAUCUACUGUCACAUUUAUUUGACAUCAUUUUCGCUCCAUAAACUGACAGCUGAGGUCUGUUCUCAUUGGUUGAUUGAUUAAGAUUGAUCGUUAAGCAUCUUCUAUCUAAUCAAAGAUCUUCUUAACGAUCAUCCUGACUCAGUGACUUCAGAUUUCUGCGGGUUUGGGGACUAUUUUCAGUGGCGGAUUGAUCCAGCUGUGUUCCUGUGAUUUGGCAGGAUUAAAAAAGUGUUUGAAGGAAACACCUGAACUUCUUCUUCUUCUUCUUCUUCUUCUUCUUCUUCUUCUUCUUCUUCUUCUUCUUCUUCAGUUCUCCUCAGUGUGUCGUUCCUGUCUGGGUGUGUUGGAGGUGAAGCUGACGUCUGACUCUUCAGAUCAGACUGUUCUCUGUCGGUCUGUGGGCGGAGUUCAUUCAGGCAUGGUCCUGCUCUAUUCAGCCAUUCAUUCACCCUGUGUGUGUGUGUGUGUGUGUGUGUGUGUGUGUGUGUGUGUGUGUGUGUGUGUGUGUGUGUGUGGCUGUAAGUGUGUGUUUGAGAGAGUUAAAGAGAGGGGGAGGGUGUGUGUGUUUAUUGGUUGGUUUUGUGCCCAACAAGACGAGGCAUUCAUGCUGUGUGUGUCAUAAACAGCCUGAAGCCGGGUCUGAAUGUGUGUGUGUGUGUGUGUGUGUGUGUGUGUGUGUGUGUGUGUGUGUGUGUGUGUUCACAGGUGUGUUGUUUCAUCGUUGUUCAUUCAUUAGACUUUAUUAACGAGGUUCGAACCCACAGGUCUGUAAAAUCAGCGACAUUAAAGCUCCACUCAGGAGUUUUUCUGGUCUUCUCCGGCUGUAAGAAAAACCUGUCCUCCUCAUGCUUCAUGGAUCAGAUAUCUCAGUCUGCCAGACGCCCAAACACACACCCAGCAUCCGCCCAGUAACCAUGAAUAAUACACACACACACACAUGCACACGCACACAGAGGCUAAAUGUGGAGCCUCUAUUUAGAUCCAGAGUCGUUCUGACUGAGCUGGAGUCAAAAACCAGCUGCUCUGGACUGGAUGGAGACUCUGCCUGACCUUCACUGUAGUGAUGAUGAUGAUGAUGAUGAUGAUGAGGAUGAACAGAGUUGUAUCUUUGACUCAGUUCUUAUUCUUUAAACUCUUCUUUAGUACAGAUGGCUGUCUUCAACUUUAAAGUCACUAAAACAAGUAAAACUGUCAGAAGAGUUUGUUUCUGUGAACUCAGGAGAAUAUAUGACCCCCAAACCUCUUCAAAUAGAGACUAAACACAACUCACCUACUCUCUUCCAGCAGAUGCUUGUUUGUAGAGAGACCUCAGGCCAGUCCAUUACAGACUACAGCGGGGUGCCGCAGCUCAAGGAAGAACAUUUAUGAUCAUUUCUUUAUCAUUUCCUUGAAGUAAUAAUCACCAUAUUGAUCAUUUUACAGACGCAGUAGUUCUUCUGUCUUAGCGUCUCGGUCUGAUUGUAUUUCCAUGAAGAAAUGAUCAAAAAUUUUCUUCCUUGAGCUGUGGCACCCCGCUGUAGUCCGUAAUGGACUGGCCUGAGGUCUCACUACAAACAAGCGGCUGCUGGAAGAGAGUAGGUGAGUUGUGUUUGUAUGUCCUGUUGAUGAAGUUAGGUGCUGUUCUGAGCAUUAUUUAUGGCUAUAGAGUGGCGUUUUGGUUGGGGGCGUGGCUCUCUGUAUUUCUAUCCUGCGGUCGUUACUAAAGUUGGUAUAACUAGAGAAGUAAGCGGUCGGCAACAUUCAUCUCUGGAGGGGGGGUCUAACUCGGUGUGUUUGACCCUAAAUUAAUUUUACACCGGAAUAUCCCUUUAAGAUGAUGGUUUUACCUCAGAGUUGAAGACAGAGGAGGAGGAGGAGGAGGAGGUGGUGUUGCUCUGCCCUCUGCUAAGAAUAUCUCCGUCCUCUGAUGAUCUGCAGGUAGACUCCAUCUCUCCAUCAUCUCUCUGAGGAGGAAACGAGGACAUGACGGAGAGACGAGGAUACGUGUGUCUCAUUAUCUCCUCUGAAGUUUGUCUUUUCGCUCGUCUUAUCAGCAGAGAGAUAAAACAACCCGGUUACAUCAUCCCGACCUUUGACCUCCCCACUGCAGCACACACAGUUUCUCUUUCACCGUAGACGUGGAAGUAUGAGAUUUCUGAACACAGUUAAAAGUGUUUUUUAAAGGCGGUUUCAUUUGGUCUUUUAAAUAAAAGUUAAUUUAAGUGGUUAAUUAUUAAUGUGGAUCCUAAAAGACUGAGGCUCUAAGAUGGAACCCUGAGGAACACCUCUGUUAGUUUCACAGUCUUAACUGAAAAUGUUCUGAUUCUGGAGAUUUGGGUUUUAUUAUUUUAUAUUUUAGUCUUUUUUUUAGAUAAAUGAACAAAUUAGGAAGAAAAAAGUCAACUUAAAGUAGAUUUUUAAAAACACAGAUCAACUUGUUUUUUUAGAGUUGGUCUGUUUCUAAUCUAGUUUGAGGAAACGUGAUCUCAAACUUUAGCCCCGCCUCCUCACCUCUUCUCUUUAUCGUGUUUAUGAUUCACACUCCGAGUUUAUCAGGUUUCUAAUGAUCCGUUUAUCGAUACCUGAUAACGUUAAUGAUCCUGUUGCUGCUGGCAGAGCUGCUGAACUUUGACCUCAGAGUGAUGAACGGUGUCCAGUUUUACAGACUCAGCAGGGUCACUGCCGCCGACCAUCUGCUCUGUCUCGGCUCCAUCUGUGAGGUUCUGCUCUGGCAGCUUCGGGCCUUUUCUCAGUCUGAGGGUGUGAAUGAAAUCUGAGUCACUGACUGUGGAGGGACUCACCUGAGAGACCGAAGCUGUGGUAGUGACCAAACUUUGAGAGUUAGAGCUGCAGAGGAAGAAGUGACCUUCAGGGUUUGUUCUGCUGUUUGAGGUGAAACCACAGACGGACUGGGACCAGUAGGAACCUCCAGUAGAUGUAAGAGUGAUGAGGACUCAGAUGGAUCUCUGGCAGACGGCCCUGGUCUGCUUUCAGCUGAGUGAGUGGAGAACUGGAGCAUGAGGACAUCGAUGACACAGAGGAUGACUUAAUGGACGGACUGUAAAAAAAGGAAGAGGAGGAGGAGGAGGAGGAUAACAGACUGAUAGAGAGGGGGAGGGGGUCAGUGGGAGGAGAAGGAGGUCAGGGAUGGACGAAUAGAGGAGGACAGACAAAGAUCUGAUCGUGGUCUGAUGACUGUUUGAUAAAACCUGGUCUCACAAGAACCUGCAGAUUCACGUUCAAUAGCGCGAUAACAAGUUGUCUCUAUAAAAACAGACACAUAGACAUAUAAGCAGUAGAUUGUGUCCUUCCAGAGGAGGAAAUCUACUUCUAGAAUCACAAAGUGUUUUAUUUUGAAAAGAAGCCGGAUGUUUUAUUUUGUGUCUGUGCCCGACUUCCUUUCCAGCACGGGUUAAUCUGUGCUGAAUUUAUCCGCCAUGCUAGGAUACGACCUUUUAAUAGACGUUCAGGAUGAAGGUGGAGGUUGGGGGUCAGUCCAUCUUUCUGGAUCAUCUUCUCUCUUUAAAGAUGUGGGACAAAGUGUCCAUGAUGUCCAAAAAGGUCGUCCUGUGGUUUCCAUGGUUUCCUUGUUGUGAUCAGAUUUAAAAUAGUUGUGUAAAUUAUUAGUGAACAGAUUAUGUUGUGUUUUCUUUUCGUUGCUCUUUUGAUUUGGAUUUUAGUGAUAUUAAAUCAUCGUCGUGGUCAAACUUGGACUUGUGUUUUUAAGAUAAUAAAUAAUAGAUGAUAUAAAACGGACUCUGCAGCAGCUGAAGCUCUGCAGCUUUACUUUCCUGGCUGCUGGGCCGUGAAUCCAUUAGUGAGAGUGACUCGUAAGCACGGUACAUCAUGGGAGCCGUUAUUGAUCAGCUGAUAUCAGGAGGGCCAAGGUCAGGACACGUCAGCAAGAAACCUGCUGCAGAUCCAGAGACGGACCACACAGUGUACAGGAACACAAACAGGCCUGGAGAUUUUCCUCUGAUGGAGCGAGCGCCCUGGUUUAGCAGUGAGAGCGCAGAGACAGGUGUGCAGAGAGAGAGAGAGAGAGAGAGUCAUUAUCAUUGUGACCUUGUUCAUCCGUCUCAGAGCCUCCUGCGUCCUUCUGCUGCAGUACUCUCACACAAACAGCUCUGACUGCAGGAGUGGGCCGCCCGCCGCUGUGGUCGGUCUUUUCUGUUUCUGUGACACAGCAGAGGAAGUGAUGAGUCAGCUGAACGCAGAGAUUCCUAUGGAAACAUUUUCUGAGUUUGACACGUUUGGUCGUCUCAUCAGGCUGCAGGUCUCUGCAGGUUGUGUAACUCCGUGGUCGUUUACCUCCUGAUUUCUCCGAGAAGUCUCCGUCUGAUCCUCAGUAUUUCUAUUUUUGACCCCCGCAGCCCCGCGGGGCGUGCAGAUGAUCAUAUUCUCUAAUCUUCUCUGAAAUCACAAGUUUUCGAUCCAUCAGACUUUCCUCUCCGCCGUGGGAGAUAACCACGUCAGCUGUUCGAAGUUAGACGUCCACAGGAGCUCGUGACGCUCUGUGGGGCACUAUUUCAGGGUACGGUGGCCCUGGGCGGACAAAUGACUGAGGUUAACUGACUUAAUCACCAUGUGUUCAGACCUGAGGGCAGAGAGAGAGAUGUGAUCCUGUUUGGAUGAUUACGUAUGAUGAGACAGAAGGAGGGUUUGAUUUCUCUCCUUUUUUAACACGUGUGUUAAAGUCAGAUGUGCAGAAACAUAACAGAGGUGUGUGUGUGUGUGUGUGUGUGUGUGUGUGUGUGUGUUUUCAGGUUCAUGAUGUUCAGCAUCUUUUUAAUACGUAAUCUCAAUAAUAGAAAACAAACACAUGAGACAAACUGUUAUGAAAUAUUUAGAGAUAUGAAACUAAACGUCACCAAACAAAGUCAGUUAACUAAAAAAAUACAAACUAAAGAAAUAUGAUAUUUCAUCUGUGUUUGUGUCUCAGGUGAACUGUCUUUUCUCUCUUCUCUGUUAUUUGUUGGUUGAUGUUAUUUAAUGUCACGUCUCUUUAAAAGUGUCUGUCAAGAUAAACUCUGAACAAGGUUAGCGACAGAUUUACAGCAGAGCCUCUGAAUAAUGAUUGACAGCUCUGACUCAGUGGAAAAAUCCACCACACACACACACACACACACACACACACACCCACCCACCCACACGUGUCACCUCUGUGUGUGUGUGUGUGAGUGUGUGGUUGGUAAAACACUAGCUCACACACACACAGAGACCACACCCGGUGUAAAAACAAUCAGCUGCAGUUACUGCAUGACAAAACCUUCAGAUAGAGAUCAGACACAUGCUCUGUAAGACACGCCCAUCAUCACAUCCUGCAACAGCUCUAAACACACACACACACACACACACACACACACACACACACACACACACACAUGCACAGGUGAGACAGGAUUCAGGCCCUGGAGGUUUUAAAAACAAGGCCGGCUUGUUUCAGGCCUGCAGGGCUGUGAGACUGUUUGAUAUUAAAGUCAGAUUCUGGGUGGAGUCAGACUUUCUCUUUCUGCAAAGUGAUCCGCUAAAGGUAACAACGAUAAUGAGAAUAAACUACAGCAACAAUAAUAUAAACUACAGCAACAACAAAAUCAACUACAGUUACAACUAUAUAAACUAUACAACCAUGAAAAGAAACUACAACAACAAAUAAACUACAGCAGCAACUGUUCAAACUACAUCAACAAUAAUCUAAACUAUAGCAAAAACAGAAUGAACGACAGCUACAACUAUAUAAACUACAUCAACAAAAAACUACAACAACAACAAAAUAAACUACAGUAGCAACUUUAUAAACUACAUCAACAAUAAUAUAAACUACAGCAACAACUAUAAAAACUACAGCAGCAAUUUUUAAGAAAUACAGAAACAACAAUUUAAACUAAAGCAACACCAAUAUAAACAACAGCAACAACUAUUUAAACUACAGCAACAACAAAAUCAACUACAGAGACAACAAUGUAAACUAUACAACCAUGAAAAUAAACUACAACAACAACAAAAUGAACAACAGUAGCAACCUUAUAAACUACAUUAACAAUAAUAUAAACUACAGCAACAACAAUGUGAACUACAGAAACAACUAUAUCAACAACGGCAACAAUGUUAUUAACAACAGUAACAAUGAUAUCAACGAAAGCAACAACAUAAUAAACUACAGCAACAACAAUCUAAACUACAGAAACUACUUUAUAAACUACAGUAACAAGAAAGUCGACUACAGCGACAACUUUUUAGACUAUAGCAAAAACUACAUAAACUACAGCAACAAUAAUAUUCACGACAGCAACAACUUUAUAAUUUACAGCAACGACAAAAUAAACUACAGAUCCACCCUUUUGUACGGCUCUCAGUUAUGAACCAAUCAGUGAUUCUCUUAUUCCGAUGUCUGUCCAAUCACCUGCUCCUUUUUUAUUGUUGUUUCUCAAAGAUCAUAUUUUUACUUUUUUGAUGCUCUUUGAUGUAAUAACCUGAAAACCUCUAAAACAAAAUGGCUUCUUUCCUCUACAGCUAAUCCUGCUGAGUGUCUCCAUGGUGAAGUGGGCGGGGUCUGAUGUCAGCCCCUCCUCUUGACAACCCUCCCGCCAUGCCCACCAUGGUUUCUCGACUACCCAAGUUUGGGUCGCGGCCCAAACAGGAUGCACUUUCAAAUGGCGCUCAGACCGGGCCGACCGCCGCCACCAGCACCCGCCUCACCAACGGGUUCUACCACCACCCAGGUCCGGCGGGGGUCAACGGCAGUUUAGCCACGCCUCCCGCUGCUUUAAAGCAAAAUGGAUUCCUCAGGGUGCCGACGUCUUUCUCCAUGAAGUGGAGGAAAGAGGCGGAGACUCAGGACGAGGGGAAAGGUGGGAAAGUCGGACAGAACCGACCCGUUAAGAAUCAGUACUUUUCCCAGCGGCAGCAGGGGUCCUGGAGUGACGCUAAAAAGCCAACCACGACUUCUGCAGGAAAGGGGCGGAGUUUUAGCCAUCAGGGGGCGCCAUCAUCAGCAACCCAGUCUAGUAUCAGAACCCAUCCUGUCUCUAAAGGUGGAUCUCCUGGUUCCAAACCGGGUCAGACUUCGUUUGGACUGAUGAACGGUACCAAACAGGUCCUGAACGGUCUUCCUGGACCCAAACCACGGAGCUGGUCCCACAACGACUCCCUGAGACAGAGUUUUACACACUCUGGUGGUACGAGGCCCAGUUCUGGUCCUGCUUCUCGGUCCGGAUCGCCCCUUCAGAAGAAACAGCCCGCUAACCGGUCCCACUCCAGUGACAGCCUCGGGGUCACUCCGUCCGUCCCGCUCACUGAGAGCGAUCGCCUUCGGUCCCGGAGCCUCACCCAGGUCAGGCGGCAGCCCUCACCCGGCCUCACCCCGUCCUCCACCUCCUCCUCCCUCUCUCAGACCUCAGCGAAAUCCCCCGUCACCAGCCGGACGCCGGGAGGCGGGGCCAAAAGUCACGGUUCUCCGGUGAGGUCAGGCGGCAGCAUCCCCGCCCUCCUGCCUCCCUCAGCCUUAAAGAAGCCCCUCCUACUGAGCCAUGGCCCCGCCUCUAAAACCAGCGGAAUCAGCUAUAAGCUGUCACGCCCGUCGCUCAUCAAACAGUCCCGCCCUCUCAGGGUGACGACAGCCAAUGAGCACGGAGGUGACCAUGAACUGCAAACAAGCCGAACAACUUCAUCUGCAGAGACCAGCCCAGGUAACGACGAGUCUCCGAAAACGUUUCUCACCUGUUUUUACGCUGCGCUCGAUUUAUCCCUCAGAAGUCAGAUGUUGGAGCUGAAAAUGACUUCACACCAGAGUUCCCAGCGUUUCAGUUAACAAAUCGGAGGUGAAAACAAGAUGGCUACAUCUACGAAAGUUAGCACUAAAGUAACUUUCGUAGAUGUAGCCAUCUUGUUUCCGCCUCCGAUUUUGCUUUUUUCCGACUUUGUAACUGAAACGCUAGGAACUUCGGUUGUGACGUCAUUUUCAGCUCCGACAUCUGCAGCAUUAAUCUGAUCUUAAACUCCGCCCCCUUUCAGAGAGCUCCCCAGAAGCUCCAGAGACCGAGGGGCUGUCUGCAGAGCCCGUGUCCAAGGGAGAGGUGUCGAUCAUGGGGGAGACGCUGGAGGACAUGUCCCUGUCGUCCAGCUCGUCUCUGGAUAGAAACGACACCAGUCAGGAGUACAUGGACGACUUCGACAACUUGGGUACGAAACCACACAAACGAUCACAGAGUUAGUCCAGGCAGGCUGACAGCUCGGCCUCUUCCUGUCCACAUCCUUCAUCUUAAACAGCGUUUUUUUUUCUGGGUUUACAGGAAACGGAGGCGUGGGCAUCCUGCUCCUCUCCGCCAAAAAUGACGAAGAUGACUCAGGUCUCGACCAAUCGUGUGCCAGGUUUGACGAUGACAAAUCAGCUGUUAAUGGUGUCACCAAGGCAACAGGGCUCUGCUUCCUAGACGAUGGUGUGGACUGGGCCGGUCUCAGGCUGAACGGUGAGCUCUAAAAGGUUAAAGCACAGAGGAAGUGAGAAAAGUCUUUUAGUUAAACAGGAUCAAACUGAAAUUUAAAAAAGUGUAAAAUGACCAAAAACUAAAUCGAGUUUUAAGACAAAUUCUUCUUCUUCCAGGUGAGCAGGGCGAGCAUCGACUGACCCGACUUCCACAUCGCAGGAGGACCAGUCAGCCCGACUACCAUGAGCAGGUACUUUCUGAAGCUCCUUAAACCUGAACUCUACAGCUGCUUCCCUUUAACAAUAAUAUAAAACAUGUGAGGACCGAGGAUCGAACCCUGAGGAACUCCACAUUCACCCCCUUAUAUAUGAAUAAACUGUUUAUAUGUGAGAUAUUUUCUUGCAGUCAUGUGGUUGGAUCAGAAGAAACAUCCCAAGUCUAAAAAAAGAAAGUUUUUCACUCACUUUUAAGACACAGAUCGAACAUUUCAGAUGGAAACCAGUAGGGAUUCGAUUUAAAUUGCAAUUUUCACGAUCUUUUUUCAAUCAAAUUUUUGAUUUUUAAUCUGCAUUUUUAACUCUAGUGAAACAGUUGAAUGAUUAUGAUUGUCAGCUGACUAUUCAAGGAACCAUAUUUCCCCAGAAAUAGACGUCACAUUUAAGAUUUUUUCUUAAAUUGAAAAAAAACAAAUCGAUUUUUGAUCUUAAAAAUCGUUUUAAAAAUUGUAAAGCAAAAAAUUGCGAUACUUUUGUGAAUCGAUUUUCACUCCCACCCCUAGAAACCAUGUUCACAGGAAAUCUGUUAAUUUGACAGGAGUUGUUAAUUAUUCGUGAACACGUUUAAAGAUCUUUGACUCAUGGCGGCUAAAACGGCGUGACAGAUCAUCCCAGUUACUCAUGAUGAAUUAAAAGAGGGUGGAAGGAUUAGUUCCCUUUAUUUAAUCUGUAUUUAUUCCUGUUAAAGAAAGGCUGAAAGGAUGGUCAGCCUGUUUCUAAACUACAUUUCUCUGGUUAUUACGUCACCUUGUUUCCAUGACGAUAGAAAAAACGCUUUAGUUCGUUUGUUUUGAGAAAGCGUCUCCUCCUCUCACGUCGUUUUAUCGCUGCUGAGAAAAAUCUGUUUGUUAGACUGACGCCGACAAAGCGACAAAGCGCCGCUCUCAGAUUCACCUGAACAUGAUGUCAUUAGAGUCGCACCUGCAGAGUCACGACGGGUGAGUCAGAUCAGAGGGACCGUCAGCUCUGGACUCCACCCUCCACAGAACUCAUCAGGGUGUUUCUCACCUGUCAGGCGCUGCUCCACCCAAACAGACUUAAUGACCCUGAAGUUGGAUUAAGAACCGACGGUGGUUUCUGUCAGAGUCCUGUAGAUCCUGAUGAAGCUGUUUCACUCCUGAAGGUUUGAGGAAAGACUGACGUUAAAGUAAAACGUGAAAUCUUCGUGUUUGUCUCUGAGCUCUUAGAACUCCGACAUGACACCAUUAAUAUAGUUGACAGUUUCUACCAUGUAUCUCUAUGAUACCCAAGACCUGAGAGAAUGAUGUUCAGGUGAGAAAAGGCUCGGUCACUGGAGAUUUAUGGGUUUUUGAGCAAAGUUCUGUUGGGAUCAAUUUCCGUUUUUGUUUUUCGGUUGACUUUGAUGGUUCUGAAUCUACUCUCACAUUUAUUUUACUUUAUUUUUGCUCCAUAAACUGAAAACAAAGAUGUGAAAUGAUCCUAAAUGUGGAGAAAAGUCUCUGUGAACCGGGUCAGACCGGGUUUACAGACCAGAACCAAAACUCCUGAAUCUCCAAAGUCAACUUCUUUAAAUGACUCUCGUCCUCUCUGUGAUCGAUCUCAGGGCGGCUCGUCUCUGGACCUGUCCCCCUCCGACAGCUGUGGGUCCGGGGGAACCUACAUGUGGGAUGAGGAGGGUCUGGAGCCUCUGGGGGGCGCCGUCACGUCCAACUCCAUCAACACCAACAGCAACACCACCCAUCACAUCGGGAGCUUCGACUCCGACCUGAACAGCCUCGUAAGUCUCUGAUGUUUGUCGAAGGCUCCUCGUGAAGUUUGGACCUCACGUGGAGCCGUAGAGCCGUUCUUCUCCUCCGCCGUCACAUGACCUGAUUCUGUCUGUUUUCGGGGUUUCCUCAGACAAAGAGCUCUGAAGUAGGACAGAGAGGAUGCUGCUGGAAUAUUAAACUCUUCUUUUUGUCUCUUUGCCGGUCCGACCCGGUCCCAGAAACAGACAGAAUCAGGUCACAUGACUGCAGACAGGCAGGAACAGGAGCAGAGCGACUGUAAAUGUCAGAUUUCUGUUUGAAGUUGAACAUUUUUGGACGGGUCUGAACUUGACGUCUCUCAGUGAAGCUUUAAUCUGAACAGCUGCUCUCUCACAGGUUAAUAGUUUAGAGCUGAACACUUAGACGUCGGAGUUAACCCUUCAAACACGUGUUUUAGUUUUUCUCUGUCAGAUCGAACCCUGAACUACGGUGUUUACAUCAACAGUGGUGAAUAAAAACAGCAGACUCGGUUUAUCUCCUUCUGAAUAUUUAAAGGUUGAAAUGUCAGUUAAGUCACUCGGUCGUUGCUGAACAAAAACCCGACUCUCUGUUCGACAUGAUUAAAUAAUGAGCUGCAAAGGUCGCUGAGAUCAGACUUCUGAUUCAGGUUUCAGAGCUGCUGUUUCUUUUUUAAAACCCUCUGACUCCCUCUAGUGUCUGAACGGUGAAUUACAACCUCAACUGCUGCAGGGGUUCAUUAUUAAGAGCUGCUCAUUACAGGAGAACUUGAUGAAUUUAAGUAUUUCUGAAUAUAUAAAUAUUAAGAUGAAGUAUUCGAGUCACAUUAAGAAAAAACAAAUCAAGACUUUGAGAAUAAAGUUGUAGUAAAAUCAUUAAUUACAAGAAUAAAGUAAACAACUAACAACAGGUUAGAAUAGCUAUUAGCUACGACUUUAUUCUGGUAAGUAGUUACUUUAUUAUGACUAUAUUCUCCUAAGUAAUGAUUUUACUACAACUUUGCUCUCUUAAGUAAUUACUUUAUUACGACUUUAUUGUGGUAAUGAUAUGCGAUGUCUUAAUUUUGUUUUCUUAAUGUGGCCCUUAUACUCCGUCAUAGUGAUCUGAUGUAUUAUUAUUAUUAUUUUAGGUCCACCUUUAAUAUCAGUCCCGAUUGUCUUGUUUCAUUUAUCGUUAAAUCAGAUUUUAAUAAAAACCUCGUCAGUCACAUUAAGAACAGACAGCUGAAAGAGAUUGUGGGUAGUUUUGCGCCUGAUUCAUGGUGAUGAUCUCUCUCUCUCUCUCUGGUGUAAAUUAGCUCUCUGUCUUAAUGUGGCCUGUGUGUUAACGAGCAGAGUGAUCCCCUUUAACGAGCUCUGAGUCUUAACGAUGUUAACGAGGGACGUUAACGAGCUCUGAACCAAAGUCUGACUGAAGUCUCCUUCUCUACAGACCUGGAAUCAAGAUUUGGCUGCAAUGAUUUAAUCUAGUAGAGUACAGGAAUGACCACUAGGGGUCAGCAACGAGCGUAUAUAUAUAUAUAUAUAUAUAUAUAUAUAUAUAUAUAUAUAUAUAUGCGUGUGUGUGUGUGUGUGUUUGUGUGUAAAUGUGAAUUGAAGCAAAGAGGAGGAAAAGGAGGAGAGAAGAGGAGGAGGAGAAAAAGAGAAAAACUCCUGAGAUUACAGUCAGAAAAAAGGGGAGGAAAGAAGGGGAGGAAAGAAGGAUACAAAAAAGGAGAGGAGAUAAGAGGAGAGAAAAAAGAGAGAGAGGUAAUGUUGUUAGGAGGAUGACUGCUCACAGCAACAGCAGGGACAGGUGUCUGUGUGUGUGUGUGUGUGUGUGUGUGUGUGUGUGUGUGUGUGUGUGUGUGUGUGUGUUUAAAUGCUGCACUUGUUCAGGUUGAAUGUUUGGUUUCCUCUCAGGUCACUGUGGUGUGACUAAGCUCCUGCAGACAAACACACUCACUGUGUGUGUGUGUGCGUGUGUGUGUGUGUGUGUGUGUGUGUGUGUGUGUGUGUGUGUGUGUGUUAGUCCUCUUCAGUCUCUCAGAGGAAACCCGUUUGUGUCCUCACUCUGAACCCGUCCUCUCUUUGUUCCUGCUUUUUCGAGGUCAGGUGAUCGGGUCGUGUUUAAUGAACUCAUUAAAAUAAAAAAUGUCGUUUAGUUUUUAUUUUUAUUUUUUUCCAUCUUUCCAUUUUCCUGUCUUUAACAGAGAAAUAAUUUUUUUCUUAUUUUAUCUUAGAAACAUUAAAACUCGUCAGACUUCAUCAUGUAAAUAUUUAUCCAGAUUUAUUCUUGUUCUCGUUUCUCUUCAUGAAGCUUCAGAAAAAAAUCAUCUUCCUUCUGCUUCCAUCAAACUUUUCAACCUCCUCUGUGGCUGCGUUCCUACAUUUCCCAGAAUGCCUUUCAGUGUUUGCAGUCUAAAUGUGUGUUGUCUCUCUGUGUGUAUGUGUGUUUCAGGACAUCCUGAAUAACCUGGAGUCUUGUGAUCUGGAGGAUGACGACCUCAUGCUGGACGCAGACGUCCCUGAAGACGGAUCUCUGCACAGCGGUGAGUUUGGAGACUCUGAGGUCUGUUUGGGUUUCAGAGGGACGGUUCCUCCUGGACUCCUGCUCUCUUGACUUUAACCCUCUCAGUUACAUUGUUGGACGGUUGAGUCUCCAUGGAAACAGACAUGGUUUAGUUAGAUUUCUGUCUGUACGCUCGACCGUUCAAUGGUCAGGUUACGAUAAGAGCUCCCUCUGCUGGAUCAGAAGAUCCUGCUGCUCGUUUUUAUAAGAACUUCUGGAGUUUCUUUUAAAAAGUGACGUCCUAAAGCUUUAUGAGGUUUUCGUCUCUCGUUUGUUUUUCUUCUUUUAAACUCGACCGUCUCCUCCUGCGGGAUCUUCCUCCUCAUUUUUAAGAUGUUUUAGACGUUUUUUCCUCUCCUGCUGGUUCUCUGAUGAACUCCCCGGUCUUCGUUCGUUUUUUCUCCUCUCUUAAUGAGCUCUUUGUCGUCACUGAUCACUCCUGUUUCAUCUCUGCUGGUCUGCAGACGGAGAUGGGAUUUCCCACAUGGCUGAGUGGAGGAGGAGGCAGCUCUGCUGGGGGACUCAGGACGUCCACAACGACAACGAGAGGUGAGGGACGGAGAUUCAGUCAUUCAGGUAUUCAGACACUCGCCCCGGAUUAACCUGCAGAGAGGAGUUACCUCUCAGAGGUGAACUGAGGCUGCAUCAGUUUGUUUGAAGGGAGUUCUGUUUUAAUGUGAUUUAAUGUGAUCUGAUUCAGACUUUUAUCUCUGUUUGGAUUGUUUUACACUUUUACUGCCCCCUUGUUUUGAGCGUUACUGUCACACUUAUUUUUGCAUAUUUAGAAAACUUUAUAAUGUAAUCGAGUCAGAGCAAUAAUGUAAAUAAAACUGUGAAGCGUUUCCUGUUUCUUUGCUGCAGGAGUGGAAUAAUAAUCUUCAGUAUUUCUGCAGAGAGCCUUUCAAAAAGCUCAUUUCAAGUGUUUUAUAUCAGACAUAAAAAAGGAAAGCAACAUAAAAACAAAUAGAAUUUGUAUUUUUAAAACAUUAGAGUUAGUAGAAUUUUUAAAAACAGCUCGUAGAGUCAACAGCGCAGAGAGGUUUGGGUGUUUUAAAGUGAUAAACAUAAAAUCAACUUUUACAGCAGACGUGUUUCUAACUUUAAAUUAACGUCAGUAUUAGGAAACAGUUUUUACACGUCUUUAAAUCAAAAAGGAGGAAAAGCAGACUGGAAUAUCUGGUUAGUGAGAGCAGAAACACUGAAGUCUUCUUCUCUCCGUCUCCUCAGUGAUUUUCAGUGCUACAAGCUGACCGAGGAUCCUGGAAACAAGAGGACAGACGGGACCCGAGAUGGGGAUCUCAUUCUGGAUCUGUGUUCUCCAAGGUGAUUUAAAAACCUCCAAACUGAUCUCACUCUAAUCAUUUUUGUCAUUUUAUGUUCAUAAACUUGGACCCAGUACUCUUCUUGUUUGUCUGACCUCUUCAGCUUUAUUCAACGUCGUUUUCACAGGUUAAUGAAGCUGUCCAACACAAAAAAAGCUCUGUUUUUUUAGUAUUAAUAAAGUCUCUGUUUUGGCCUCUUAUUCUAAACCCCGUCUGUUCGGUUCUUGCAGGUCUCCCAGUCUGUCUCUGGGUUCUCCUGGUCUGGGUCUGGAUGUGGAGGAGCUGGCUGAGGAGUGUUCGGCCGUCAAGUCACAGCUGGAGUUCCUGCAGAGGUUAUUGCUGCAGGUGAGAGACGAAGAGGAGGAGGAGGAGGAGGAGGAGAGGAGGAGGAGAAUAGGAGGAGGUUUUUCUAAGUUGUGUCCAUAAUUCAGCAAAAAUCAUUAUUUUAUUUUACAGAUUAUUUUAUUUUUACAAACUGAUCUCACUCGGCUCAUUCAAAAAAAACAAGGGACAGACAAUUAAAACAAAAUGUUUUUCUGUCAAAGAAAAUAUUUUUGCAUUUUCUGUCUGUGAAGAUUUAACAAUAUCUUUAAGUUGAAUAAUUUAUUUGUAUUAACUAAAAUAUAUUAUUUUUUAUUAUUUAAGUUUAAUUAAUGAUUUUCAUGUUUUCAUGAUUCAAAUUAAUUUCUAAAAUAUUCUUUUGAAUUAAAUUAGUUUUUUCAUUUUCAAAAUAUUUUAGAUUUUUAUUUUUUUUUAUAUUUUUCAAAAAUAAGUCAGUUUUCAAAAUUAUUAACAAUUUUUCUUGUUUUAAAAACAUAUUUUGUUAUUUUUUUCUAAAUUGUGUUUUCUUGAUUUUUUUUUGCUCGGAUCUUUUUAAAAUAUUUUUUGAGUUUAUAUGAAAUAUUUAAUAAUCUUCUGAAUAACCUCAUUCAGGGCAAACGUGUCCUCAUAUUAACCUGUUAUGACCACAUUCUCUUAAACUAUGAUAAACAUUUAAUUUAGCAGAUGACCAAUUAGACGUUAAAAAGUCCAUAAUUAUGAUGUAAAUGUUUUUGACGGUGCUGGGACGUCAUGUUUGUGUUUGUGUGUCGUUCAGGAGGAGGACGCAGACGACGACACUCUGACCACGGACACGCUGAGUCCUGAAACCAACGAGACCUCCCACAGCUCCGACUCUCAGGUCCGCUUCACCUUCAACCUUUAAAUCAUCGAUCAGAUCCUGAACGUCCUCACCUGCUUCUGGACAUCAUGAUUAUAUUUACGCCUCCCUCUGUCUGUGUGUGUGUGUAGGUGCAGAGUCUCCUGCAGGAGGUGCAGCAGCUCAGAGAGGAGCUGAGGAGCCGAGACCGAACCAUCGCCCAGCUCACCAUGCAGCUGGUCUGUUUCUAUUAAACCCCGCCCCUUCUCAUUCAUGCUGUCAUCUCAGAGUAAAGAGCCGUUCACUCACUCACUCACUCGCUCACUCACUCUGGUGUGUUUCUGUCAGUGUGAGCAGGCUGUUCCCGUGUCGGCCACCAGGUGUCACUGUCAGGAGGAGUCAACAGGAAGGAUGGAUCGACACACGCAGACGAGUGUGGCGGAGAGAGAGAGCGUGGCCUCGCAGACGCCCUGGAGAGAGCACACAGUGAGAACACACACACACACACACACAGAGACACACACACACACACACACACACACACACACGACGGUUACACAAUUACAACACAAAAAUCAAAAUAUUAACGGGUUUUUAGUUCUGGUUCGUACAGUUUUGGUCAAAAAAUCAAACAAAAAAAAUCGUUUUUUUGCAAAUCCUCAUUUUGGUUUUGUGGUGAAACAGAGUUUGACUCUCUGACUCCCCCUGGUGGAGAUGGCAGGUACGUCAGCCUAUUCUAGAGUGUGUGGUGUGUGAUAGCGCGGACUCCUGUGUGUUAGCAUCAGGAUAAAACUGUAUCGUCCCUCAUACUCCGACAUUAAGACAGCAGAGGUCCGAACACUAAAAUGAGGUAAAAACUUCGAUCAGCUGUUUCGGUGGAAACAUUUCUUCUGCCCUCGUUUGGUGACUUUCAGACUCUGCUCACUUCAGCUCGUUUUUUCAUCUCCUCAAGUAUCUUCAGAUAUUUCAUUUCCCCAAAGUCUUCAUAUUUUAAAUAUUUAUUUCAACAAACUUCAAACUUAUCUUUACAAACUUUUAAAAACUUUUUUGGUAAAAAAAAAUUAACUUCUUUCUUCUUUUCUCAAAUUUCAUUUUUUCUGACUCCUCAGCAGCUUUUCUUUUCUUAGAAAUGUAUUUUCUGUCUGAUAACUCGUGUCUCCUGAAAGGGCUUCUGGGUAAUGUAGUUUUGUAGACUUACCUUCUGUCUCAUGUCGGUUUUUCAGUCUUUUUUCCUCUGAGCAGACGUCCUCCCUCUUUUUUCCUCUCUUUGACGUUAUGAAUGAGCUCCUUGUCUCCUCCUCCUUGUCUCCUCCUUCCUGUCUCCUCCCGUCUCUCCUCAGGUUCCUCCUCCUGCUCCUUUCCUCUCUCCUCCUUGGCAGUAUCAGCGCUCCAGGCCUUACAGGGGGAGGCCCAAACCCAGCAUCCCCUCCCACCUCGCUAGAAAAAGUGAGUCCCGUAGUCUGUCCCCUUAAAUCCCGUCAAAACCUCCGAACCUCGACCACGACGACCCUGAAGACUUCCUUCUUCUUCUUCUUCAUCUCGUCCUCGUCUUCACCGUCUUUGGAUCGAUUGUCGAGUAAAAACUGGAUCUUCAGUCGAAAUAGGAAACAGAAAUUGUGACUCAGAGCAGAAUUGUUUUAAAAAAGUAAAACAGUUUUAUUAAAAAAAAACUUUGAAAUCAAAAUAACCCAGAAAAGCCUGUGAGGGUUCAAAGGUCAGUGCUGUUUUUAAUGGAGACGUGCUUUAACUGAAUUAAUAUUACACUCUGAAUUAUGCUCGGCUGAGGAGCAGCUGCUCUGAAUCCAGACGUCCAAAUUAGGAGUUCCUGAGUGAGUCUGAAGGUUAGUUUGACUUAUUGAUGAACAUUAGUGAAGAGAGUCUGAGUUUUAGUUCCUGGUUGAACUUUCUAAAGUCCGUCUCUGCCUCCUGAUGUCUUCAUUAACCCGCUCCAUGAAAACUCUUCUUCACGUGUUCGUCUUCCUCUCUCUGAACCUCCUCUGAAUAAACUCUGUUUGUUUGUCCUCUUCUGUGUUUUUAUCCCUCUAACACCCCCUCCCUCCUCUCUCUCUCUCUCUCUCUCUCUCUCUCUCUCUCUCUGUUUUUACCCCUCUGCUCUCGCCCAGGAGUGGAAAAUCUAGUGCUUUACUUCAGUGACACGGCGUGGUACGGUAGCUCCUUUUUUAAUCCUCAUCUCUCCUUCUUCAUCUUCAUCCUCAUCUGUUCUCACUUUAAAGCUCCAUCAGUGAUUUUUUUAUUGUUGUGAAUUAUUUUUUUUUUAAAGUCACUUUGAGAUUUUAUCAGUCAUUGUAAGUUUAAUUUUUUGCACUUUUUCCUCUUUUUUUUGUUUCUGUUUUGGUCUCCACCGCCUCUUAAAGUUAGUGUCUGUCUCCUCAGUCAGUAUGUUUCCAUGACACUCAAGAAAACCGAAUUAUCGCCUUAAGCCAGAAAGAUUUAGAAGAUCUUUUGUACCAACAGCCAUCAGGCUUUAUAACUCUUAUGUAAAUAAUAGGACAUAUUACUUUUAUGGACAUAUUACGAGAGACAACAGACAAUUGAAUUUACCUUCGGGGAUCAAUAAAAAUCUUCUUAUUCUUAUUCCAAUUAAGACCAGACAGCUGAAGGUCAUGUAAACACCUUAGUCUGACUAUAAUCGGACUUUGAGAACUCUCAUUAAGACUCCCAGAUAAUCUGAUUGGAAUUCGAUUUUCUCUACCAUGUAACCAGCCGGCAGUAGUCGGAGUAUGAUCGGACAAUGCAUGUGCGCCACGCCCCUGUAACCCGAUGUAGCGCAUCCAUCAUGUUGGACAAAAACAACGCUGUACAAUGCUCCAUCAGCAGCAGUUGUAGACACUUCUGACGUCUGACACGCGAUAUUUGACUGAUCUGUCAAACCGACGGAAAGGUCACGCCUUCGGAAACAUCAGCUGUUUUAAGACACGUCACACAACCAUCACGUGACGCUCUGAGGAAGACUGGUGCCAGCAUGUCGAAACAUGUCAGCGAGGUCAUUAAAAAACCCGUGUCUGUGUAAAAGAACUUCUGAUCGUAAUUAAUCAAAAAAGACACAAUGAACAUAAUCCAAGACGAUGACGUUUCACAGCCAGAAGGAAUAACCAAUCUCAAAAGAAAAUCGAGUCUGGCAUGGACAUGCUGUUGUUGUUGACGGUUGUAUGGGGUCGGAAACGCGGACAAGGAGGGAAGUCUGAUUCAGCGAAAAAGACAAAUUACGAUCUUAGUCCGAUUAAACUGUGACUGUAAACGAACUGAGUGAUGGACUCUGAUCGUCCCAGAUGGUCCUUCUGGUUCGGCUUAGACCUGAGUUUGUGAUCCAGGAUGUGGUUAGGACAGUAAAACACAUAAAUUCACUCCAAGUAGUUACGCAGAGGAGGAGGAGUCUCAGUUUCACUGUAAACGGUCUGUUUUGAGGUCUUUUCUUGUGUUGGGUAGUUCAGGAAGUCUUGAAGCGUUUUCUUUUCGAUUCCGUUUAUUUGUCGACCUUUGCGAUGGAGUUUCAGCUGGUAGUUCUGGGAGGUUAAUACUUUUGUUUUAAUCCUGAUCGUUUCACCUCGCAGACCCCAUAAAUCAGACAAAUUGAACUUUCAGAGGCCGACACGCGGCGAGGCGUAGAUUUACAACGUAAAGAGUUUAUAUACAAAACAUAAAGCAGUGAUAAGUAGAGCUCAUAAAGAACUUCCCCCCGCAGAGCCGCUCUCCUGACACUUUUACCCAUGAUUCAUUGCUUCCCCGAGGACGGGUCACACCUUCUCCUUCACACUGAAAUGAGCCCGGUGAAGCCGAGUCCAGAGGCCCGUCUGGAGUCGGCGCCGAGCUAAAAUUAUCUUUCUAAAUGGCUCUUAAAUGUUGAAUUAGACGAGCAGCACUUCAGUCGGGCGUGUUCGGUCACACUGAGGAGAGGAGAUCACUCAGGACGCCAUCGCCUCCUCCGCACCAGGAGGAAGAGGAGGAGGAGGAAGAGUGUGCACCGAGACAACAACAAGGAUUCUGGGAGGUGGAUCAGCAGACCGGUUCAAUCACUGUUGGGUCAGUCUGCUGUUCUUCACCUUUCUGGAGCGUCCGUCCACCUAUCGGUCCAUUUUUGGGACAAACUUAGUUAAAGUGAGUUUCAUUCAGACUAGAGAUGCACCAAUCCUUUUUUUUCUGAUCCAGUCCGAUAUCGAUACCUGGGCUGAGCGUAUCGGCCGAUAUCUGAUCCAGUACUACUGCUGAAGGGAUGAACUGUAUACCUGUGAGUGAAGGCAAACGCAGGGCGAGUGUGUUGGGGGGCGGUUUGGGGUCUGAGUUUUUGAACCUUAAAAAAAAAAGACAAACUAGAACUAAAGUUACAGAAAAACAAAUUAGUUUUAUUGUCGAUUACUGAGCGACAACAUGAUGGAAAAUAACUCACUACACAAGGAGCCAAUCAGAGGACAGCAGAGACAGGAAGAGGGAGUGCAGUGUGAAUGUGUGUGUGUGUGUGUGUGUGUGUGUGUGUGUGUGUGUGUGUGUGUGUUUGUGUUUACUGCUGGGACGUCCUGUAAGUCUUUGUCAGGGAAGCAGAAGAAAUUUGGCAGACGUCUGACUCGUCUAAGAAGGUGAAUCCUCGAUGGAAACACCUGCAGGAAGACAAGGACGCUCUUCUCUUCCUCUCCCAUCUUCUCUCUCUCUUUUCUUUCCUUCUCUUUCUCAUUAUCUCUCUCUCUCCCAUCUUCUCUCAUGCUUGAUGGACUCAGACACACUCUCUCACUCAUCACUGGCGUCCCUGCAGGAAACAGACAUGCUGCAGUACCAUCAGUCACCACCAGGUGUCAGUGUUCACCUGUAAAUAAGUCUAGUUCUGCAGAGUAACUGUAGAUGUCUUCAUGUCACUAAUACAGUAAACAGGCUCAGUGUUGCCCCCUGGUGGAGGAUUUUAAAGUGAUUUUAGAGGAUCCUUCAGUAAAACCUCUUCAGGACGGAGACAGUUAGACCUUUUUAAAGCAGAAAGAUCUUCUCAUGUUUAUGUUUGUCUGUGCUCCACAGUAAUCAGUGAAAACAGAGAAAACACUGAAGUUAAAUAGUUUCUAAAAAUCAUUAAAAAACACUAAAAUACUGCUGAAGUGAGCCGGACUAAAGCCUUUGUGUUCAUAUUUACAGAGAAACUGAGACUAACCAGAAACAGAUGUACAGUCCGCCAAAAGAAGUAUUUGUUUAUUUCACUGUUUACCGUCAAACUUACAUUAACUGGAAACUAAUAACCAGUAAACUAAAAGUAGUGAAAUUUAUGAUUUACUAUAAAACUGAGACUUCUUACAUACGGUAAGACAGACUGAAGCCUCGAAGUAGCUGUUAUUUACAGAGAAACUAAGACUCACCAUUAACAUGUUCACAGUAAACCAGAGUGGACCCUCUGUGUUCGAGUGAGACCCAUCAGAACUGAUCAGAACAGUAACUUUAUGAAACUUACAGUAAAACUGAGACUGACCAGAAAAACAUCAACAUUGAGCAGCAGUUAAACAUUUAUUAAACUGAAACUCAGUCGACUCUGAUUAUAGAAACUAUCUACUGUUUACAGUGAAGCUAAGACUCACAAUCUAAAGAUAAACUGUAAGUCAGAGUCUGUAUUACCUACCAUAUACAGGGAAACUGAGACUCAUUGGAAACAAAUGAGCAGGAGACCAGAGUGAAGGCUCUGAGAGACUUUUUACAGAGAAACUGAGACUAACCAAAAACAGAUGUACAGUCCGCCAAAAGAAGUAUUUGUUUAUUUCACUGUUUACCGUCAAACUUGAAGUAACUGGAAACUGAUAACCAGUAAACUAAAGGUAGUGAAAUUUAAGACUUACUGUAAAACUGAGACUCAUUACAGACAGAAGUACAAUAAGACGGCGCAGGCGCACUUUUAUGUAAGUAAGUUAAAGUGAAAUAAAUCAAGUGUUUAUUGCCAUAGGACGUCAUUUUCAAGGCCGCAUGUUCAGAGCUGUGAUACAGAUUAGUGUCUCUAAGACCGAGCAGAUGAUUCAAACAAACCCAUCAUGAAGAAGUAAUGUUAGUGAGAAGUCUGUGUUUGUCGUCUCUGUAAAGUCUCCUGCAUGUUUUAAACAUCCCAAGCGAGCGGCUGAGGCAGAAACCCUCUUUGUUUGUCCUCGGAGGUAAAACACCGACUGAUUCUGGGAUAAGAACUGGAUUUUUUUCUUCUGUUUACUGCGAUAAUUCCAUCAAGGAGUCGUCGGUUUAUUGUUUCUGCAGGUUUAUGGAUUCAUGGUCUCUAAACUCAACGCUGGUGAUAUAAGACAAGAGGAGAGGGUCUUCACUGGGGGUCAGGAUCUGUCAGAGAAGAAGAAGAAGAAGAAGAGUGGGUUUAUUUCACAGAGACUGACAGGAUCAAUAAAACAUGACAGAUCUCGGCGAACAUCUGUUUCUCUCUUAAAUUUCUGCAGAGCGAGAACACGGAGCGGCGUUUGUUUCUCUGAUUACAUCCGAACCUGUCAGGAGGAAAAACUCUGAUUAUCUGGGAAGUCCAUGUUUUAUUCAGACUCAUGUUUUUAUGAAGACCAGAGUCUCUCUUUGUGGUCCUCCUCCAAAGUUCAGACCCUCGCCGAGUCUGUUUGGCCUUGGCGUGGUCCGUAAAUCACCUCGCUUCACUUUGUAAUAUCAGAGUUUUCUGUGAAACGUCUCGGCGUUUUCGUUUAUUCAGGAGGGUAAAUAAAUGAGAGAGGGGCGAGCGAGGACUGUGAAAUCAGAGCACACAGAGACGGCUGAUUGGUUUUUACUUCACAGGACUUUACCUCGAUCAAUAAACCCCGAUUGGAGCGCGGGAUGGAUUUCAUCGCUCAGAUUUGACUCCCUGACUGUGACUCUGAUUCAGAUUCUGUCCGCGAUCCGGAUUAUCAGAGCCGGGCGGAGGAUUAAAGGUGUCAAAGAAAAACCAGGAGCUCUGUAGUCCAGGAUCAGUCAGGGAGGACAUUCAGAUCAGCAGAGAGAGGACGGAAAGACGAGGGGGACGGAGUCAUGAAAGAGAGGACAGAGAUUAGAAAAAAAUGGGUUUAAAAGGAUGUUUGUUAAAAGUGAGAUAUUUAUUCAAAAAAAAAAAAAAGAAACGUGAUGAUGGAAAAAAUAUGAGGAAAUGAUAUUUAAGACGUGAAGAGAGAACUGAGGAUGCAGCAUCUACGGUUUCCAGUUCUUUGUUGAAAGUCCAGUUGUCCUUUCUAUGCUGUGUUUUCUACUCCAGAGUCCUGUCUGUUUUUAAAGGGAUAUUCUGGCGUAAAAUUAAUUUAGAGUCAAACCCACCACACCGAGUUAGACACCCCCUCCAGAGAUGAAUGUUGCCGACCUUUCAUUUCUUUAGCAAAGAGACUAAACACAACUCGCCGACUGUCUUCCAGCAGCCGCUUGUUUGUAGCGAGACCUCCGGGCAAGUCCACUGACUGCAGUGGAGUUUCGCAGCUCAAGGAAGAACAUUUAUGAUCAUUUCUUUAUCAUUUCCUUGAAGUAAUAAUCACCAUAUUAAUCAUUUUACAGACGCAGUAGUUCUUCUGUCUUAGCGUCUCGGUCUGAUUGUAUUUCCAUGAAGAAAUGAGAAACUUUUGAAGACAAGACACUUUUAUUCCUAAAUGAGCUCAUUAACUGGACGAACAGAAGGAUCUGGAGGGUACAGAGGGGAUAAAGUUCGGACAUUUUGAUUAACGGGGACUUUUUUUAAAGUGAGGACAGUGUUUUUAACGGGGUCUUCAGCGACCUGCCAACAUUUAGGUGAUAAAAUCCGGGAGAUUUUUUCGGCGAGCGUCGGGCAGUUUUGGGGUUCCCUUUUAAGGUGGAUAUAAGCUCAUUAUGAGAGUAUUUGUAUUUAGAUUACUCAUCCAAAUGAGUCUAAGUGAAGCUGCACACUUUUUUGUUUUACCGAUAACAAAUAGUAAUAAAAAUAAUAAUAGCAAUGAUCUGUCUUGAACUUAUUUAGUCCAAUAAUAUUAGUGUUAAAGUCCUCAUCUGUUUGGCUCUCUGAACGUCGUCGUGAAAUACAGCGCUCUUUUAUCUGAGGCUGCCCUGAACGCAUCACUACAAGACAGUGAAAGACUAUCAACAUAAAUAUUAUAUCUCACCUUUGUUUCCCUUUCAUUAAAGUGUUCAUUUUGCAACAAACACUGUUCAAAUAUAGUUUACAGGUUAAACUGACCUGAAUCAUCCCAAACUGUAAAGUCAAAGUAUCAAUCCAGAGUCUGUGAGGCUCAGCAGAAACACAGGACAAUCUUCGGUUGUCUGGAAACUUUAGACAAAUAUAGUGAUCUGAUUCAUGGAUGAAGGUGGAACAUCAAACUACGGAAGAUUCUGGGAGAAAAUGGGGGCGGGAGAGUGAAAAACGGGAGUGUUGGCAGGUGUGGUCUUCAGGCCCUGACUCUGUACCUCUGGACAAACUCAGGUUUAUAAACCCCUCUACAAAAGUCAGACUCUGGUUCCUGCUGUUCAAACUCCGAGUUCCUUUAACUCGGCUUGUUUCAGAUUCAACACGGUGAAGUCAACAUGAAGGAUUUUAAAAGUUUCCUCAUGAGUGGAAACAGCCCGACAUAGUUUCAGUCUGUGUUAUCGUCUGUGUUACCUCCUCAAACUUUAACCUGAAGUGACUCAGAGUUUCUCUGAUUAGAUGAAAAGAGAGAAACAAACUCAUGAAGUCUUUCUUCUUCUUCUUCAAAAAUAGAAAAAUCGGUUCAGGUUUCAACAGACGCAAACAUAUCACACAGCAGGACGCCACAGCUUCAUCAAAGCAAACACACACCCAUCAAACAGGGCCGCACACACACACACACACACACACACACACACACACACACACACACACACAGAUCAAAGCAUCGAUGUCCGAAAUGACCAGCAGUCAUCAGAGAGAAUAACUCUGAUUUUUAAUCUCUUAUUCUCUCUCAGUCUGAGAAAGUUCGUCUGCGUCUCACCUCCACAGACGAUAAAUAAUGAAACAAAGGAGAUUUAGGACAGACAGACUAAAGGACGGACAGACAGAAAGACAGACAGAUGGACAGAGGUACAGAGGGAUGACAGGACGACAAAUAAAAGCAGGACGUCCGCGAUUCAGAGCUCCACAUACAGACGUGACAAACUACGAUCAGAUCUAUAUUCAGAUUUAUGUCGAAGUCAAGAUUUAUGGAUUUAGAACAAAGAGAGGAGAGAAGGAGGAGAGGAGAUAAGGAGAUAGGGGGAAAGGAGGAGGAGAGGAGAUUAGGAGAUAGGAGGAGAUAAGGAGGAGAAGAAGCAGAGUCCUGUUAACCUCUUUUUUCUCUUUGUCGUCUUUGUUUCAGUCAUCGGUACUUCACUCCUCCAGCCAGGACGACCAGAAACCACUGACAGACCCAUGCUCGGCUCCACCCCCACCGCCACUUCAAGCUCCGCCUCCUGCUAACACCUGCCCCGCCCAACCCGCCCCCACCUCCGCCGUCACUGAGGAAGAAACGGACGAUGAGAAAAGAGCGAAGAAGGAGAGGAAAGGAAACCGAUCCCUGCUGCCCCCUCAGCCCUCUAAGCUCCGCCUCUUUCAGUCUCUGACCCCGAGCUCUGCUGCCUUCACGCCACCACCGCCGCCGAAGACGAAGGCGGUCAGACAGCUUUCUCACGAGUCAGAGAGCGGCGGCACAGCGGGGGUUAAAGUGAAAACACCGGUUUUAAACGGGUUGUCUCGCCUCCCGAAGCCAAAGAGCGGCUGAAACAGAACGGCGACUUUUGACUCUGUAAUCCUUAAUCCAGAUUAUUAAACUCGGAGUACGGCGUGGUCACAUGACAAGGAGGUUAUUUAAAUGAGCAGGUAACUUAUUUAUUAUUUUAUUUUGAGCACUGACACAGAGACACUUGAUUUCACAGGUCCUGAAGUUCCUUAAAUCUGUCCUGACAAAUCUGUAAACGAAGACUGAGAUUAUCACGGUUUUAAUCCGAGGAGGACGAAUCUCACAGUCUCACUUCUUAUUGGCUGAAAUGUCCCUUUAAGGAUUAAAACCUCAGCUUCCCCUCGGUUCUUCAAAACUCAGUUGUUGAAAUAUUUUCUCUGUAAUUGGAUUAAAUAUUCACAGAGAAGGUCAGACGUGAAGUUUAAAAAGUUAAAUUUAGUUUUAACUAAACAGUCAAUAAUCAAAUCAAAGUCGUGAUAAAUCUAUGAACUAAAUCAGAAUAACUGUAAACACUAAAGAGAGACUUAAGAGAACCUCAGGACCGGUCCAAACUCUCUGUUCUGAUCCAGUCAGUCUGUUUUUAUUUAUUUAUUUUAUCAAGUUAACUGUAUAAACUCGAAACCGUCUCUUCCUCACGCCGCCGACUCGCUCGCUCUGACUCCUUGUGACCCUCCUGGUGCCUGAUCUUCUUCUUCCUGACUGGACUGUAGAAACUCUCGCUGCUCCUCCUGCCUUCAUCCUCUCCUAGUCUUCCUCUCCGGGGGGAGAACUGUUACCCGACACGCCCCUAAAUAAACCCCCCAAAAACGCCGGAUCCUUCCUGGAAUCAGAGCGUCGUCUGAAACCUGCUGCUGCUCCGUGAGUCGAACCCUCCUGACCCUCCUGCUCUUCAUCUUUGCACUGUUGGUGUUCAGACUCUGGAUUUCUGUCUUUCUCUCCUCUCUUCGCUGUAUUCAGAAAACCUUUUUAAGGACGGAGAGUUUAAAGUCCUCCUCCGAACAGGACUCAGCUGUUUCUCCUCUUUAAAACUCUGUCUAAGGGCUCCACAGGUGGUCGAACGCCAUCCGUCUGGUGUUGGGAGGAGUCAGCAUGUCCACGUUUUUUGUAAGGAUGAAGGUCUCAUAUGCUUCAAACAAAUGUCCUUUUCUGCUCUUUCUGAGUGCAGCGCUGCAGAUCAAGAUUUUACAAACUAAGAACCUGACACUAGAAAUACCAGAAAUAAUAAUAACAUCCAUGAAUCUGCUUAAACACGACAAAAAAAGACAGUUUCGCUCCAACAGGCCUGUAAAAUCUUCAAACAUGCUUUUUUAACGGUGUGUUUGGUGCGUCUACACACUUGAUUCACCAACAAUAAUGAUCCAAAGUUCAGUGACUGUGAGCUACUUUUAAUCAGGAAUACAUCCGGAUGUUCCUCAUAGAAGCUCCUGCAUGUUCUGGAAACUUCUCCAUCUUCUUCUUAGUGUCAGUUUUUAUUCAAUUCUUACUCAGAGAUGAUCGAACUGAAUGAAUUUUAACGGCACAGUAAGAUUCAAAGCCAAUGCAAAAGCACAAAUUGACACAAAUCUGAGACAAGCUUUCUUAAAACAAACCUCAUUUAAAAAACGUGCGUUUUAAGAGCUGCUCGCAUGUUGCCUCGCAGACAGACCUGACAAAUCCUGCCUGUGGAGUUUUUCUAAAUCUGCAGCAUGAUUUUGUUAUUUCGGCAUCAGUUCAGACCGUUUAUUGAGAUUAAAUCCCAGUCAAAGUUGAAUUGAAAGUUUCCCUAAACCAAACCUCAUUUAAAAAACGUGCAUUUUAAGAGCUGCUCGCAUGUUGCCUUGCAGACAGACCUGACAAAUCCUGACUGGAGAGUUUUACCAAAUCUGAAGCAUGAUUUAAUUAUUUCGGCAUCAGUUCAGAACGUUUAUUGAGAUUAAAUCCCUGUCAAAGUUAAGUUGAAAGUUUCCCUAAACCAAACCUCAUUAAAAAAAACUUGCAUUUUAAGAGCUGCUCGCAUGUUGCCUCGCAGACAAACCUGACAAAUCCUGACUGUGGAGUUUUUCCAAAUCUGCAGCACAACUUUGUUGUUUUGGCAUCAGUUCAGACCCUUUAUUGAGAUUAAAUCCCCGUCAAAGUUAAAUUGAAAGUUUCUCACAUGUCGUUUUUCAUGACUGGACGUCUUGUCUCCACCUCAUGCAAAGACUUACAACAGUGUGAUUGCUUUCAAGGCGAUAACUGCGCUCGGUUAUCCGUCUUUGAAAUCAAAACAAAGACACACAGAGAGUUCCUGGAGCGAGACAAAAGAGAUCAUUGGAUGCACCAACAGGAAGCCAAUCACAGCGGGCGUUUCAGAGACGGGCAGUGAAGCCGUUUGUGUGAAGCAUAAGGAGGUCAGAAACCUUCAGAAAGGGCGUGUGGACUCAGAGGGAAGUGGAGGUUUCUGAUUUCGAGCUGCAGAGGAAGAGUCUUCUGUCUUUACUCGCUGACAUUUGAGAGAUUUUGGACUGAUAUUUUCAUUCAGGAGGUUUUUCAGGCUCUCUCUCCUCACAUUAACAUUUUAUCAUUCUGCAGGUAAAAGAGACGAAAAAAAACCCUGCUGAAACGUUCAAACGAGCCCGCUGACAUUUACUCUCCGAAGACGCUCCGACAAACUGAAACACGAUCUCAUUUCUAUCAGAGCCGGUCUGUCAGGAGGAGGAGAGCCGCCUGCUUCUACGAUAACCUCUAUAUAUGCAAUCAAGUAUGCAAAAAAACACAAAAAAACAUCAUUAUCCUGUAGGUUUCAAUCCCACUCAUAGUUCUGCUUAUGUGCCCUGGAGCAAGGAAGGAGGGAGGGGUCAAGAAUAUGCAAAUUUACUCUCAGCUUAGGUCACAUGUCACACAGUCGGAGACGGUCUGAGGUUCGAACUGGAAUUAAAAAUCUGAAAUCUGAAGGUAAUUAAAGAAAACAGCAACAACAACAUCGGCAGCUUUUAUACCCUCAGCUGAGAUUAAAGCGGAUUUACCUGCUGAAAGAGUUUCUGCUUCAAAAAGUCUCUAUAGACUCGAUUUAACAGGAGAAGUUCAAAUCAAUGUUUCCUUUAGAUAUCAUAAACUCAGAAAGGAGGGUUCGAGUUUCUGAUGUGUUCGAGAAAUCUGUCCGCAGAGUCAGGAAAGUUUGUUUUUAAGUUUCUUUAAUAAUGUCCUGAUACAAGAAACUUAAAAAGAGAGAGGUAAGAUGUUCCUUUAAUAGUCCUACGAGGGGAAAUUCCUCCAGAAAAGCACUUUAAUUAAACCAUCCUGUCAUUAUGAUUAUUUUUAUUAAUGCUAUUUGAUGCAGUCAUGUAACAGAAACUUUGAUCUGGAGUCCUGGAGUUGUAAACAAUGUCUGAAGUGGAUCAGAUCAAAACUCCAGUGACUAAAGUCAAACAGAAAAACUCGGAUUCUGACUGUUUUGACCUCCUAAUAUCGUCUUUCCUGUCAAAGUCAAAGCGUCAACCCAAGAUCUUUUUCUUUAGAUCUCUCCACGCUGCAUCUGUUCGCCAUAUUACCCCUUUUUAAAGAUUGGCAGGGGGCGCUAUGGAGCGGUUAGAAACACCACCAUGAGAAACUUCUGCACAAAAACCUUGUUGUUGUUGUUGUUGCUGUUUAACCCCCAAUUUCCACCGCAUCCGGAACGGCGGCGAUCUGUUUGUGAGGCGAAUUUCGUGGUGGAUUACAGACAGCAGGGAUCACAAGAACUCAAAAGAACUCGGGGAUUCAUGUUCAGUCGCGCGAUUACGAGAUGUCUCUUUAAAGACAGACACAUAGACAUAUAAGCAGUAGAUUGUGUCCUUCCAGAGGAGGAAAUCUACUUCUAGACUUCUAGAAUCAGCAUCUCCUCAUCCAUGGUGUCAUCGGGGUGAAAUGACGUCUAAAAACCUUUCACUUGUUCGUCUCCGCCCGUAAUGUGAAAUAAGAUCCGCCGGAUGUUUUACUUUGUCUCUGUGCCUCAGCGUCCAGAAAAAGUAGAACUCUUGUGAUCAGCUGAGGAGUCCGGCGAUCCGCAGAGGAACGGAAAGAAGUCGGUGUAAAUUGACACGUUAACUUGAAUUGUUACGAUCAGCUACGAUCGGAGGAUACGACCUUUUAGGAGACGAUCAGGAUGAAGGUGGAAAUUGGGGGUUACUUUCAAACACUUGAAGAAAUCCGACGUCCGUUUGCCGAACCUUCAGAAAAUACCUGCUGGGGUUGAUCGACAGUUUCCGAUCAGCUGAUCGUCCCGCUGCCUCUCCUCUCUUUUCCGUUUUUUUAGAGUCCAAGUUUCAGCUGCCGUGUCGGUGAUCAUCGCUCAGUAUUUAAAAACGAUAUUUAACGUGGAGUCGCCUUUAAUCCUCACAGUUAUGAACUCAUAUCUACACUCUUAACUAUUCAAUCCUGCUGUUCCUGUGCUUUUAUUUUGAAACUUGAAGGGACAGGUAUCUUAUUCUGAAAAGAAAAGCAUCCUGCCAUAUUUCCUGCUGGUUUUUUUUUUGUUGGUUUUGAUUUUUGUGCAAUAACUGGAUGUUUGACCUGCUGCAGCGUUAACUCUUUAUAUUUAUGUUGAAUUCUGUACAGUGCCGUCACUACGAUAAAUAUUCACGUUCACUUUGAAUCGUUGCUUGUGAAGCGUCUCAGUCUGAAAGUGCACUUUAAAUGAACGCAGAGUGAAAAAGAAAAGUUCGUUUUUGCUGAAUUUAAACUUUUUGUCGAGGUUUAAACUGACGCUGCGUUUACGUCACAUGGGAAGAGAUCGAACCAUUUUAGUUUUUAGAAAUGUCCUCCAAUAAUCGGGUCAGAAAAAAGACGUUUAAAGCUCAAACAUAUCUCCGUCUGACUCCAGAGGUCUGGUUCUGGUCCUCCUGGGUGUGUUCAGACCUGAAGUUAAACUCCAUCCUCUCCUGGUUCAUGAACACGAGUCAACGAGUCUCUCCAAAGUCGCCCCCUGGUGGUUGAUCCUUUAAUUUUUAUGUUCCUACGGCCUGACUCCGCCCUGAAAAUGUUCCCAUGUGAUGUAAACGCAGCGUCAUCGGCUCACACCUCCGUGCUCUGUUCUCAUUGGUUGAAAAUUUGAACCCUGACGUGAUUGGUUUAAAACUAAUUGAUGUUUAUGAGGCUCAGAUCAUGACCUUGUUUGAUCAUGUCUGAUUAUCAUGUGUGUUUAUUUUACCUGUCAGACCUGUAACAAAAGCCCCUCCCCCUGUUGUUGCUGAUUGGUUGAUAUUUCACAUUCUCGCCUGUCAUUGGCUGAGAGUCUCUGAUGCUGCUGAGAAGCUGAAAUAAAAAUAAUCUGAAACUGAAA
Xyrichtys novacula (pearly razorfish) is the source of this 37346-nucleotide messenger RNA. The record is from the annotation of a GenBank genome assembly. NCBI's taxonomy places the organism in Eukaryota, Metazoa, Chordata, Actinopteri, Labriformes, Labridae.